CGGGAGACCAUGCUUUGCCUCACGCUGGACGCCGAGACACGUUCGGUGCGUCAUCGGAAGCCGCGGGAGUGCGGCGGCGGGUGACUCUUCACCGCUGACAGGGCUGACUCCACCAUCAUCCCGCUAUCACGCUUCUACAAUCAGCAGAGCGCGCAACUCCUCAACAACACAUUCUCCAAAGAUGGCACAGCCCAAGUACCUCACCGGCGACAACGCUGGCAUCAACGAGUUCCUCGACAAGUUCGACACUUUCCUGUUCGAUUGCGAUGGCGUGCUAUGGUCUGGCGAUCACCUGUUCCCUAAAGUCGCCGAGACUCUGGAGCUGCUGAGGAGCAAAGGCAAGCAGCUGGUCUUUGUCACGAACAACAGCACCAAGUCGCGCGAGGACUACAAGAAGAAGUUUGACAAGCUGAACAUUCCGGCUAAAGUGGAAGAAGUCUUCGGUUCCUCCUACAGCGCCGCCGUCUACAUCUCGCGCAUCCUCAAGCUGCCCGCGCCCAAGAACAAGGUGUUUGUGCUCGGCGAGUCUGGCAUCGAGCAAGAACUCGCCACGGAGAAUGUGCCCUUCAUCGGCGGCACCGACUCGGCCCUCCGCCGCGACAUUGAGCCAGAGGACUUCACGGCGCUCGCGGACGGUUCCGCUCUGGACCCCGACGUCGGCAUCGUGCUUGCCGGCCUUGACUUCCACGUCAACUACCUGAAGCUCGCGCACGCGUUCCAGUACCUCCGCCGCGGCGCCAUGUUCCUGGCCACCAACACCGACAGCACGCUGCCCAACGCGCGCAGCCUGUUCCCUGGCGCGGGCAGUGUCGGCGCUCCGCUCGUGACGGCCAUUGGGAAGCAGCCGCUGGCGCUUGGCAAGCCGAGCCAGGCCAUGAUGGACGCGAUCGAGGGCAAGUUCCACUUCGACCGCAGCAGGACCUGCAUGAUUGGUGACAGGCUGAACACUGAUAUUCAGUUUGGCAUUGAGGGCAAGCUGGGUGGCACUCUCCUGGUGCUGUCGGGCGUGUGCAAGAAGGAAGAUUUCAUGGGUGCCGGUGAUGGCACGGGCGUGGUUCCCGCUUACUACGCGGACGGCUUGGGUGACCUCAUGGGUUAGAGUGCGACGUAGAUCUGUCUAGAGCGUAGAAUAGAUUUCUGUCCGAGUAACUUAAUGGUCCGAUCCAUGCGAG
Molecule: messenger RNA, 1172 nt
Organism: Aplosporella prunicola CBS 121167
Lineage: Eukaryota; Fungi; Ascomycota; Dothideomycetes; Botryosphaeriales; Aplosporellaceae
Exons: 5
Coding region: 182-1099 (305 amino acids)
Molecular function (GO): alkaline phosphatase activity; phosphoglycolate phosphatase activity
Source: RefSeq, a predicted model, not a curated record